AUGAACUCCACAGUCUUUUUAAUAUUUGAAAUACCGCCUGCAGAUCCUUGGACAAAGCACAUACCCUUACUGAACUCGGCAUGGCCUGUUACAAUAGUCUUAUUGGCAUAUUUAUUAUUUGUCUUAAAGUACGGAAAAAUAUUUAUGGAGCACCGCAAGCCGUACAAUUUGAAAAAUGUUAUACUCGCCUAUAAUAUCUGCCAGGUGAUCUUCAAUGCACUUAUAUUUAUUAUGGCUGUCUAUUAUCUCUUCAUCAAUCCUACGUAUGACCUAUGUUGCAUAGACACCCUUGCGCUAGACCAUCCGAGAAAGAAUAUCGAACGCUGGCUUACGUAUGCCUACUUUCUUAACAAGGUACUCGACCUGAUGGACACCGUGUUCUUCGUGCUGCGCAAGAGCUACAAGCAGAUUACAACGCUCCAUGUUUACCAUCAUAUGAUGAUGGUAUAUACCAUUUACUGGACGGUGCGGUUCUACGGUGUCGGUGGCCAAUAUAAUACAAUGGGCUUAUGUAAUUCGUUUGUGCAUACCGUCAUGUACUUCUACUACUUCAUAUCGGCCAUGCGUCCGGGACUUAAGGGCAGCCUCUGGUGGAAGAAGUACAUCACCAGGAUACAAAUAGGCCAAUUUAUUAUAUUGUUCAUGCAAGCUACAUUAGUGCUAUUAUUUAAUCCCUCGUGCCAAUUUCCAAUCUUUAUGCAAUACCAACAGCUAUUUCAGGCUACCCUGAUAGAUCUGUUGGAUACCGUGUUCUUUGUGCUGCGAAAGAGCUACAAGCAGAUAACAAUACACCACGUUUACCAUCAUGCCCUGGUGGUCUUUGGAGUAUAUUGGUUUAUAAGGCUGUACGGAGUCGGUGGCCAAUACAUGAUGACGGGAGUCUUUAACUCUUUUAUGCAUACCGUCAUUUUUUUAGUACUUCAUUUCGAUAAUAUAUCCAGCUUCUGGUGGAAGAAGUACAUCACGAGGAUGCAAAUACUCUUCCAGACUACAGUAAUGACUGCUAUGUUGCUCAUACAUCAAAAAUAA
Messenger RNA from Drosophila montana, 1029 nucleotides. Its product is annotated as very long chain fatty acid elongase F-like. The record is from RefSeq and is a predicted model, not a curated record. Gene Ontology annotation, molecular function: fatty acid elongase activity. Gene Ontology annotation, biological process: sphingolipid biosynthetic process; fatty acid elongation, monounsaturated fatty acid; very long-chain fatty acid biosynthetic process. The transcript has 5 exons. Lineage: Eukaryota; Metazoa; Arthropoda; Insecta; Diptera; Drosophilidae. Gene Ontology annotation, cellular component: endoplasmic reticulum membrane. The coding region runs from base 1 to 1029 and encodes 342 amino acids.